CAGCAGUCCCUGCAGAGCGCACAGCCGUCUGUCACAGAGAGCACCUCCGGUCCUUUACGGGAUUUCAAAGACAACAAGAGUGGAUAAACUUAAGCGAACAAGGAGUCCACACAGGUGAAGUGAGGACAAGGACGAGAUCUGCAUCUGCCCCAUCUGUCCGUCAACGAGCCAAGUGCCUCGGUGCCGGCCACCCUCAGGUCACCUCAACCACGACGGGCGCCAAACAACAAAAGUCUUGACCCGGCAACCCUCAGACAACCUGCACAAAGCAAAUAUUUGAAGCCAUUAUAUCUAAUUUCUCCAAGGCAGCCGUCAGUGAAACAGCAAAGGGUGUUGUUAGGAGACAGAAAGAGAGAAGAAAAAGUGGGGGAGGAAAAAAUAACCCUUUCAAAGUGCACCCUUCCUGCUAUUUCUGCUGCGUUGUGGGCAGGGAGCGUCUCAUUUGGGAGUGCUCUUGGCUGACAAAAAAAAGGCCUUCCCUGAGCCCUGCCUGCCUAUCGAAAUGCCUGUGUAAAUACUGGAUAGAGAUAUCAAUUUGUCUGGGCUCUGACAUUGUCCAACAAAGAGUUACAGCUAUCUAUAGAAAACGUUACAACAAACUUGGACUCUUGUGUCUCCUGAACUGCAACACAUCGUGAGAACAGGAAUAAGAGCUGCCACGGUUUUCUGCACCUUGAAACCUAGAAACCAAUCUCUAGACUUGAACUUUCAUAAGGCCAACAACUGCACUCUGGGGGACACCAGAGGCUGUCAGUCAUUUGUAGGCUGCAGUUUUGAUGUCUUUCCCAGCUCAGUAAAUAAACAUGAAGCCCCUAACGCCAAUUGGAUCCCCCUCCCCUCUGAGGCUCCUCAACAAGGGUCCAGACUACCUGCGCAGGACGAUAGAUGGUGGAGGAUAUGGACGCUCAAUCAGCGCUGUGGAGAGGCUUGAGGCGGACAAAGCCAAAUAUGUUAAGAGCCAGCAGGUGAUAAAUACCAAACAGGAGCCUGUGCUGGUGCCCUGUGCUACCCCACCACCACAGCCCCGGCGAGCUUUAUCCACCCCCGGCAGUCUGACGCCUCGUCUUCCCCCACGCAGUUCAUCAAACACCCCCUACUCCACACUCUCUGGCUCCUUCACCUCAAGAGAUGAGAAUGAAAAUGAUGACUCCAGGAAGGAGAACAGACGGACUUCUGUUGACGUUCAGGCGCAUAACCAGAGCAAUGUGAACAAUGUAUUGCCUCCCAACCCCAGGACUCCUGGCAUCAAUGCCUUGGUAGCGCCCCACAGUGCCCCUGUACUCAGAAGAAGCAAUGGCAAACGCAUGCUGAGGCCAGACUCCCUCCUCAUGUACAGGCAGAAGAAAGAGUGCAAGAGCCCUGAAGGUGCAGCAGUUGGAGAGAACAAUAACAGUGAAGUGAAGGGAUACAGUUUUGUCCGUCGCCUCUUCCAGGGCUCCAUGAGGGAGAAGGGUAGCGGAGGUGAAGGCAAGCUCCAGAAGAUGGUGAUCGGUGAAGAGAAAGCGCCAUCACGGGAUGGAGAUUCCCGCAUGUCUUGGACAAAUGACAAAGACAAUACUGACGUAGGUCCGGGGAGCAGGAGGUCGAGUAAAACUGACCAUGAUCGCAGCCCAGGGUCGAUCUCCAGCCCUGGGUUUAGCUGUGGGCUUGAACAGACUAAUAAUGGAUUUACAAACGGUACCAGUGAUGGUAACACCAAUGACAACCACUCAAGUAACCAUGAUGAUGAGAACGACCCAUGGAAGCGGGCGUCACCACCACCAACACCCAGAAAGCAGUUUGGGGAGCUGCAACGCUCCCAGUCUGACCUGCGUCUGCGCUGCUCGGUAGCGUUGUCAGAGCAGGAGAAUUUCUUUGACUUCUGCGGGCUAGAUGUGGACAUGAUUGAUCGUCUGGGCCGUGAUAAUUUCCUCUCUGGGGCCAGUUCCAUAGACACUCUCUCGCUGGCCCUCCGCAGCGUAGCCGGGGGUGGCUGCGGUGGCUCGGAGCCCAGCGAGUUCUCGCAGCACUCAGGAGACGGGCUGUUUCAGGAGGAGCUGGCUGAGCAGCUUCCCACCGGUGUAUCAAUCAUUGAGAGGAACGCUCGUGUCAUCAAGUGGCUUUACGGGUGUAAGAAUGCUGCUCGAGAGGGACCCAAAGAGUCUACUGUGUAAUAUAGGGACAAGGAACCAUGCGUCAUGGAGUGCUGAUGUCUGGAGGGGUUCCUCUGACAAGAACUUAUUUUUGAUAGAACCUUAACACAGGGGAUCUGUACAUCCUCUCCAAAAGAGAAGGAGCUGUCAGUGCAGAAAUGUGCUGAUAAGAUGCAUUACAAACUCCAAGUCAAGCAUAACAUCAUAACAGAGUUAGCACUCCAAAGCACACGAUAACCUUUAGUCCCUUGCUCCUUCUGACUCCAAAGACACUGUUUCUUCAAACAACUGCAACAACUGCUAUUAGUUAGUACAGGGCAAAUUGAUAUAUUGUAUUUAUAGAUCUUAUGGACCUAUUGUGUGUGUGUAGAAAGACCUCACUGGUGAAUGAAACCAAAUGUCUUGGUGUGUGUGUGGAGUGGACCUCGCUGUCCUCUCGAUUUGUAGCUUCUUUUCAGUUAUCGACCGAACUGAACAGGCCCCUGCGGCCCCUCACAAGGCACAUAAGUGUAUGUUUGUCAUGACACAGUUUAAUGUCCUUGGCACACACACACACUCACUAAAUGACUAAAUUAAAAUGAAAAAACCACUAAGCUAUGUUUUAUCUAAAACUGGAAAACUGUUGUGUGAGUGUGAAGUGAACCAUGAGUACCUCAUUUGGAUCUGUCCCAGUUUAGUUUGUGUGUUGGUUUUUUUUUUACUCCCUAAACGCAGGCGUUGGAACAAACAUGGCAAGGACCCCUGUGGGGUUGUUAAUGCACUGAACUGGACGGACAGAGAGAGAGAGGAAAUAAAGGAGAUAUAGCUUUGACUCCACAGAGAUUCAUCUCAUGUAACGGUAAACACUGAGAUUGAUUCGUGGAAGACAAGAAUCCAUUUGUGACCAGCAAUUUUCAUCAUUUUCAUCUCAUUUUUAGUCUCUAAGGAGGGUUGAUUCUCGCGUUUUAUGAACACUGUUCAAUAAUCACGUGACAGUCAUUGAUUACCGCAGCUCAUGCUUCGUGUCUAUUGAGUGAGUACUGUAAGCCACAUGGUUACACAAUCAUCAGGAAAUGUUCCUGUAAGAGCAAUAUAAGCACAAUUUUAAACUCAUAUUAGAUGAGAAAGGAUUCAUGAAAAAAAUACAUGCACCUCUUAGAGUAAAGUAGCUAAAGUUGUCAAAUUCUGCCUGCAAAUUAUUUUAGGAUGUCACUUUUGCCAUCUGGCAGUUUAGAGGCAUUAACUUUCCCAUCUGGCUAAGUCAGUUUCCAUCAAAACAAGCAGGGGAGGCAGACGCCCUCCUUCCUCUGAUAAGCACAGAUCCUACCUCACUUCAUCCAUCCUUCAGUGACUUUCACUUUAUCUCCAUGAAAGGUCAUUUCCAUUGCUUGGCCUGCAUGGAGGAUGCCACAGAAAUAUGAACAUGGGGUCUGCAGAGGUAUGCAAAGGUUAAACUGAGAGGCGUUCUGGGUUGAGAGUGACUGAACUAAAUGGCACAAUAUUGUUUGUGUGUGAUAAAUGAACUCCAUUACUUGCAGCUUUGUUACGUUUCAUUUUCUGUAUUCAACAUCAGCAUGGCACACUCCUGAAAUCCCUCCAACCCAGACCUUUUAGUUUUAUAUUUCCCCUGUCAAAGAACGUUUGGUUGCAUGUUUACAAAGUGGCUCCAUGAAACUCUGAAUCUCUUUUUUUAUUUGACAUAAAAAUAUAUAUAUAUGAGAGAUUUAGUUUUUAUUCCAAAGAUGUUUGUGUAUAUGAUGUACACAGCAAAUAAACACAAAGAAUG
Messenger RNA from Eleginops maclovinus (Patagonian blennie), 3897 nucleotides. It is a transcript of the gene fam110d, whose product is annotated as family with sequence similarity 110 member D. The transcript is spliced from 2 exons. The coding region runs from base 804 to 2153 and encodes 449 amino acids. The record is from RefSeq and is a predicted model, not a curated record. Lineage: Eukaryota; Metazoa; Chordata; Actinopteri; Perciformes; Eleginopidae.